Cheilinus undulatus (humphead wrasse) is the source of this 3201-nucleotide messenger RNA. It is a transcript of the gene akap10, whose product is annotated as A kinase (PRKA) anchor protein 10. The record is from RefSeq and is a predicted model, not a curated record. Lineage: Eukaryota; Metazoa; Chordata; Actinopteri; Labriformes; Labridae. Gene Ontology annotation, cellular component: plasma membrane. The transcript has 15 exons. Bases 202 to 2052 code for a protein of 616 amino acids. Gene Ontology annotation, biological process: intracellular protein localization. Gene Ontology annotation, molecular function: protein kinase A binding.
GGGACGUUUAUUGACAAUAUGGCUGCGGUGCUGGGUUUGGGUUUGUAGAAAAAUGUAAUUUGACAGCGCUCACCGGGGCAGCGAUUAUAACCCGUUUCCACCUCAGGAGUGUACGGAACAGAUGCAUUUGAAUGAAGGGAGCCGCGGAUAAACGGGACGGAGUCAGUGAGCUGAGGAAACGUCCAGAGAGUCAAACCCGUCAUGUCGUUUUUCAAGAGGAAAGCCAAAAGCAAAGAACCAGAGAGAGUGACUGAUGCUAAAGCCAAUAGAGCCCCAGCCAGCCCUAACUCUCCCUCUCUCGGCCUGAGGAACCACCAUGCAAUCCAGGAAGCAGCCGGGCCCAGUCAUGUGGCCAUCAAUGCCAUCUCGGCCAACAUGGACUCGUUCGCCCGCGGACGCACUGCCAUCCUCAAGAAGCAGCCAAGCCACAUGGAGGCGGCACACUUUGGAGAUCUCGGUCAUUCCAGUGUGAACUAUCACCCUCAGGAGACUCGCUCUCGGCUGUCAAAGACAGUAGACCAAGUCCUCCGAGACAAUGUGGCGAUACCCCACUACAUGCAUUUCAUGGACCUACGGAGUGCAGACCACCUGGUCCGCUUCUGGUUAGAGGCAGAGAGUUUCCGCUCCACCAGCUGGUCCCGGGUCCGAGCGCACAGCCUGAACUCUGUCAAACAAAGCACGCUGGCUGAGCCUGUCCCAGCCUCUCCGGACGGCUCGGAGCUCCCAGGACUUAAUGAAAAUACACCCAACGCCCUGUCCCGGGACAGCAGCAGAGAACGAUCAGCAAUGCAGUCAGAACAGCAGGACUCCCCCACCACAGACUCAGGCCUCAGACCUGGCACUCCGAGAGCAGAUACCCCAAGCAGACAGACCCCCUCCAGGACAGGGACUCCCUUCAAAGCGCAGGCAAACAGCACUCUGAGGGCCCUCUCUGACAAACUCAUGAAGAGUAUAGAGACAGAUGCAGUCACCAUCUUCACCAGGUACAUUUCUCCAGAUGCUGUGAGGCCGAUCCCCAUCACAGAGCAGAUCAGAAACGACAUUGUUGCCAAGAUCUGUGGAGAGGACGGCAUGGUGGACCCAAACUGCUUUGUCAUUGCUCAAUCGGUGGUCUGCAGCAUCUUAGAGCAACAGCACUUUACAGAGUUCCUGCGGAGCCAUCAUUUCUGUAAAUACCAGAUUGAAGUGUUGACGAGUGGCUCUGUGUUUCUGGCUGACAUCUUGUUCUGUGAGUCAGCUCUCUUCUACUUCUCUGAGUACAUGGAAAAGGAGGAGGCCAUGAAUGUACUGCAGUUCUGGCUGGCAGCUGACAACUUCCAGAACCAGCUUGCAGCUAAAAAAGGCCAGUAUGAUGGCCAGGAGGCUCAAAAUGAUGCCAUGAUCCUUUACGACAAGUAUUUCUCACUCCAGGCCACAAAUCCUUUGGGCUUUGGUGACUCUGUGCGGAUGGAGAUAGAGUCGAACAUCUGCCGAGAGGGAGGGCCGCUCCCCAACUGUUUCACCACUCCACUCAGACAGGCCUGGACCACCAUGGAGAAGGUCUACAUGCCUGGCUUCCUGUCUAGCAACCUUUACUACAAAUACCUGAGUGACCUCAUCAACUCUGUGCGGGCGGACGAGUUUGUGAAUGUCAGCACUUUGGGUCAGGGCGGGCAGGCGGACAAUGACCGGUCAAGUUCAAAUGCCAGCGAGAGCUCUCAGACUCAGCAAGGGACCAAAAAAGCAGCGAUCAAGAUCCUGAAAAACUUCGACGAGGCAAUCACGGUGGACGUUGCCAGCUUGGACCCUGAGUCUCUGUACCAGCGGCCGUAUGCUGGAAGGAUGACGUUCGGAAAGGUGAACGAGUUGGGUCAGUUUAUCAGGGAGGCCGAGCCAGAGCCGGACGUCAAGAAAUCCAAAGGCUCCAUGUUUUCUCAAGCCAUGAAGAAGUGGGUCCAAGGAAACUCAGACGAGGCUCAGGAGGAGAUGGCAUGGCAGAUCGCAAAGAUGAUCGUCAAUGACGUCGUCCAGCAGUCGAACCACGACAGCCCCGCCAAAUCAACAAAGUUAUGACCCCACUGAGAAACCAAAGGAUGGUCACUCCCUACAGACGCUGGCUGUUCACAGAGUUCACCCCGCAAUGAACUGCAAAAUGAACAAGACUUUUUAUCACCUCCCCAAGCACCAUGUGUGUGAAAGAAUGUCUGAGUGAGAGAUGAGUGAUUGUUCACGCAUGGGAUACUGGGAAAGUUGAAGUCCAUCAUUCUUCCAAUCUUCCAACUCUCUAACACUAUAAAGGUACAGGUGCUUUGCUUUAUUUUGUGUCUGUAUAAAAUAAAGCAUAGCCUGACGCUCUGAAUCAGCUGGAGGAGGUUUCUCCUGAUGAAGGAAGCAUUCAUCCUGAAGUAAGAGGAAGCAUCAUCAGUCAGGACCGUCACUGCUUCGCUUCAGCCAUGCUGUCUGAAACAUGUGAUUCUCAUGUCGGACUAAUGGAGGGUGUGACGAAGGCUGAAUGACCCUGACUCUGUCAUGACACCCCUCCCCACACCUUUUAAAACCAUUCCUUGUUUUUAGAUGAAGCCCUCUCUUUAAGGUCAGCCGCUUUAGGCCUCGCAAAUGUACAGUUUUUUUGCAAACGCUCCCCUCAGCCUGCCUGGAGUAGUUGAGUCUUCUGCUCGCUGGCUUGUGCUCUACUACCUUGAACAUUAUACGUACUGUAGAUGACUGGAAGUGUGACAGUGGCGCAGAAGAAGAGCUGAUUCGGUUCUUGGACAGGCUGACCUCCUCUAUGACCUCCUGGCACUGGCACCUUACUGUGCAUAGAAGAAGAAUUACUCCCUUAAAGAACUUAAGUGCUCCGAUUGUGUUGGAAAACUCCAGACUCCAUGUCGUAAAUGUUCUAUAAAUAUACAGUAUAAAUAUAUAUAUGUAGAUUUCUGGUUUACCCCAUAUAUUAAUGUUAGUCUUUUUUUAUGGUGAUCGCUGAUUUUUUUUAAUGCAUCACUGAAACAACCGUCAGUGGUGAGCUGACUGUUAAACUGGAAAGUGUGCUCAGUGAAAUAAAUCUUUUUUUAAAUUUGUUUUGAGCCUUACCAAGACGUGGAAAUAAAACCAGAAAAGACUCUUGGUACUAUGUACCACUAAUGUUUUCUGACAUGUAUGUGUACUUAAUCUAUAAUAUAUUUAAAUUGUGUUUGAUUUAAAUACAUAUAUUAUAAAAUG